Molecule: messenger RNA, 1016 nt
Organism: Ipomoea triloba (trilobed morning glory)
Lineage: Eukaryota; Viridiplantae; Streptophyta; Magnoliopsida; Solanales; Convolvulaceae
Exons: 6
Coding region: 239-769 (176 amino acids)
Source: RefSeq, a predicted model, not a curated record
AAAAUAAAAAAUCAUUUUCCCAAUAUUCGUUUUCCAAUUUUGUACUUAGCUGCCGCCCCCCACCCACCGACCUCUGGGGCAUCUCAGGUACUGCUUCGGCCUUCAGAGUUAACAAUCUCCCUCUCACGCUUGUUUCGCUGCCCUGGCAGAAGGGCGGUUGGGAAUUCACUCCAGCACUUCUUUGAGGCAUAUCAUCAAACACCUGGUGUUGUAUAUAGAAGACUACUAGCUAGCCACCAUGGAUGUUGAUGCUGAGCCAACUAUGGAGGAAACCAUUUUGGUGGGUGAUGACCUAAUGAUGGGCCCUCCAUCGCCAAUCAUUCCUCCAGAGAUAGCAUCUCAUGUCCUUGAAGGUGUUGAAAUGUGUGAUGGAAUCUUAAGGAAUCUUUUCCUAUGCUUACAAAUCAAUGAAAUCGAACCAUUCUGUCAAGACGAGAUUAUCUUGUAUCAACAAUGUGCAGAGAAAAGGGAUAAGGAGCUCAGACGACGGAUUCAAGAUAGUGAGCAUAAAUUAGGGUUGUCAAUGCCUUUAGAUCUUGCAAAAGAACGAGCUGCCCAGCUAGAAUCAGAAGUCACAUCACUGGAUAGACGUUUAAUAUUGGCAAGUGGAGUUGAAGGCAUGGAAGGAUUUCGACAGAGGUGGAGUCUCCACGGUCGCCUUAUGGAUACCAAGAAAAGGCUAGAGUCUCUGAAGCAGGGAAUGGAGAGUAGAAAGGAGGAUGAGCCAACCAGAAAUUCCCCCACCAGAAAGAAAUGGUUCUUCUGGUGAAAGUGGAUUUUUUUCUCAGCUGUAUGAACUAUUGCCACCGCCUUCAACAACGUCGAUCAAUGAUUGGCUCUAAUGCCCAUGGAUAAACACAGAUUUACUUGUUGAAAAUGGUAAUCUCCAAUUUGGUGCCUUGUUUGGAAAAAUUGAUGUCUUGUCAUUAUAAAGGAUUGAAUUAUGAGAUUUUUUAUAUUUGAGCUUACAUUAUGCAUCAAUACAUACAAUACAAUUGCAUUAAGUUUACUUUUUA